Messenger RNA from Paramuricea clavata, 778 nucleotides. The record is from the annotation of a GenBank genome assembly. NCBI's taxonomy places the organism in Eukaryota, Metazoa, Cnidaria, Anthozoa, Malacalcyonacea, Plexauridae.
AUGGAAUGGUGCGAAAAGGAGCAGAAACUCAAAGAACGACGAGGAAAGAAGAUACCAAUAUGUGUCGCAAUAAGUUCUACUUACACUAUACUGUGUAGAGAAGCUGAGCAUAAGUGGAAGAAUUUUCACAGUGAUCUGUAUGACAAGAGCCAACAAUACCACCUAUUGUAUGAAGAUGGACAGCAGGCAGUCUUCAUACCCGGUACAGACAAGGAGCCAUUCACAUUAAGCAGAUACCACGAGGAAUUAGGAAAAGACUUGUGAAUUACCUUAUUUCUCUGCCCAAACCACUAUUUUCUAAAAGCGGAAGGCCUACUUGACGAUGAAAAUGUUGAUGAUGAUUGUGACAUUAUCUUUGUCCCUUCAGUCAGAACCCUUAGCAAUGUUUCAGAUGAUGGUCAAGAGAAUGACAAACCUGCCAAACGUCCUCGACACAAUAGCUCAAUCAGCAUUGACCUCACAACUGCACCCACACAGGAUGUAAAGCCUAAUCGACAAAAAUAAUUCAGAUAAAUCAGAUCAAAUUGAACUAGAUCAUCAGCUCGCUAACCAACUACAGGAUCGGUACAACAAUGAACAAUCUGCGGUUCCAUCUGAUGACAUGGCUAAAGAAUCUAGUGAAUCACCGCCCUCAAUAGUUGGCAUUGUGAAAAUGUUGGCUGAGAAAGUGGAUCCAUCAGACAAACAACUGUUUAUUGUUUUGAGGCGAAAUGCCCAACUAAAUAGAGUUCUUUCAAUCUGGAGCAGAGAAAUAAAAAGAAAGCCUGUAUCAUCUUGA